CAGGCCGGGCCGAGCUGGGGGGCGAGGGUCGGGGGUCCCUGGGCCCGAGGCCUGGCCCCCAUGGACGGCUCGGCCGUCAUCACCCAGCUCAGCAGGGAGGAGGUGCGAAGCCCCCUAAGGGGGAAAGGCGACCCCACCCAGGCCCCUUCCACGAAGCCUCGGAGAAGAAGGAUCUGGAAGUACUUCUGCUGCUUGUGUCCUAAGGACCCCGAAGCCCCCCACCCCGUCAACAACAACCCCCCGCUGCUGGUGGAGGAGAAUGGAGCGGUCCCUAAGGCCGGCGGCAAACAGCUGCUCCCCGAAGCCAGCAGUCAGGACGCCAGCAAAAUCUGCAUGGUCAUCGACCUGGACGAGACUCUGGUACACAGCUCCUUCAAGCCGGUGAACAACGCCGACUUCAUCAUCCCGGUGGAGAUCGAUGGGAUCGUUCAUCAGGUGUACGUCCUGAAGCGGCCAUUCGUGGAUGAGUUCCUGCAGCGGGUCAGCCAGAUGUUUGAGUGCGUCCUCUUCACUGCCAGCCUGGCCAAGUACGCCGACCCCGUGGCCGACCUGCUGGACAAGUGGGGGGCCUUCCGGGCCCGGCUCUUCCGGGAAUCCUGCGUCUUCCACCGGGGAAACUACGUCAAGGACCUGAGCCGGCUGGGCCGGGAACUGGAGCGGACGCUUAUCCUGGACAACUCGCCCGCCUCCUAUUUCUUCCACCCCAACAACGCCGUGCCGGUGGCCUCGUGGUUCGACAACAUGGCCGACACGGAGCUCCACGACCUCCUGCCCUUCUUAGAGCGGCUGAGCCGCGUGGACAACGUCUACUCCGUGCUCAACCAGCCAAGGACUAGCAGCUAGUGGGGGUGGGCCGGGGGCGAGCCACCUGCCGCCCCUCUCCCCUCGCCCCAACUUCCCUCCUUUUUUUACACGAAUCUUUUAAAUGCCGUGCCAUGGGCCAAAAGCCCCCGCCCCUCCAGACCUCAGCUCGGGGCCGGGAGGAACCGGGAUACCAAAUUCCUGGCUUCCGGCCUCCACUCUGUGCCUUACCCCCGUCCUUGGGGGGCUACCGGAUUGAGGGGGAGGCCUUGCGGCCCGCGCCGUCCCGCCCCCACCCAGGUUCCCCCCUCUCACUGCCAAACUGGGGCGGGGGCUUUCCCGCCAGCGCUUCCCCAUCCCGGAGAGGUAGAGGGAGGGUCAAAGAUCCCUAAGUGCCUUGCUCAGAGCACCCCUCUUCCUCCUCCUCCUCCUCCCCUCAGGCUGUCUGUGCCAACCUCCCUCCUCCAGGCCGUGGGACGGCGGGGGCUAGCCGUCCCUCCCCGUCUGCCUUAACCGAUUGCCCCGCCGACUCUUCCCGUGGAGCCUUGGGGCUUUUUUAAUCCGUGGCCCGUUCGCUGUGCCAUAUAAAUAUGUAUAUGUGUGUAUAUAGAUUUUUAGGGAACGGGACGGUGGGGAGGGGGAGAGAGCUGGGGCCUAGUGAGGGGGGACAGGAAGGAUUCUAUAAAAAAAAGCCAAACCCGUUAUUUUCUAAGUGGGACAAGCCACCCCGAGCCUCCUAUCCCGGCUGGGGUCUCUUCCGGUCCUCCAGUUACGUGGGGGGCAGUUUGGUGUCCGUCCUUUGAACCCUGACCUCUCCUAUAAAUGCCUCCCCUCUCCUGUGCCCCCCAAAGUCUCCCUGGCUUUGGACACGAGUGGGUUUAGGGAUGGGUGGGGGGGUGUUAGGGCCUUCAACCCCCCGUCCUCUCCCAUAAAUGCCUUCCCGCUCCUGUGCCCCCCAAAGUCUCCCUGGCUUUGGACACGAGUGGGUUUAGGGAUGGGUGGGGGGGUGUUAGGGCCUUCGACCCCCCGUCCUCUCCCAUAAAUGCCUUCUCGCUCCUGUGCCCCCCAAAGUCUCCCUGGCUUUGGACACGAGUGGGUUUAGGGAUGGGUGGGGUGGGUUUAGGGCCUUCAACCCCCUGUCCUCUCCUAUAAAUGCCUUCCCUCUCCUGUGCCCCUCAAAGUCUCCCUGGCUUUGGACACAAGUGGGUUUAGGGAUGGGUGGGGGGGGGGGUUUAAGGCCUUCAGCCCCCCCGUCCUCUCCUAUAAAUGCCUCCCCUCUCCUGUGCCCCCCAAAGUCUCCCUGGCUUUGGACACAAGUGGGUUUAGGGAUGGGUGGGGGGCUGUUAGGGCCUUCAACCCCCCGUCUUCUCCUAUAAAUGCCUUCCUGCUCCUGUGCCCCCCAAAGUCUCCCUGGCUUUGGACACGAGUGGGUUUAGGGAUGGGUGGGGGGGUGUUAGGGCCUUCAACCCCCCGUCCUCUCCCAUAAAUGCCUUCCCUCUCCUGUGCCCCCCAAAGUCUCCCUGGCUUUGGACAUGCGUGGGUUUAGGGAUGGGUGGGGUGGGUUUAGGGCCUUCAACCCCCCGUCAUCUCCUAUAAAUGCCUUCCCUCUCCUGUGCCCCCCAAAGUCUCCCUGGCUUUGGACACGAGUGGGUUUAGGGAUGGGUGGGGGGCGGGGGGGGGGCCGUUUAGGGCCUUCACCCCCCAUCCUCUCCUAUAAAUGCCUUCCCGCUCCUGUGCCCCCCAAAGUCUCCCCAGCUUUGGACACGAGUGGCUUUAGGGACGGGGGGGUUAGGGCUUUCACCCCCCUGUCCUCCCAGCUUUUAAUUCCUCAGGAGAGGAAUGAGAGAGAUUCAGGAGAGGUUAGCCCUGUCCUGGCUGCAUUUUUCCCCCCGCUCCCUCCCUAGCCAGGAGGGGGUUGGGUGCUACAGCCAAGGGACCAGGGCACUGCCAUGUUUGUGGGGU
This is a messenger RNA of Tachyglossus aculeatus (Australian echidna), 2763 nucleotides long. It is a transcript of the gene CTDSP1, whose product is annotated as CTD small phosphatase 1. The coding region runs from base 61 to 843 and encodes 260 amino acids. NCBI's taxonomy places the organism in Eukaryota, Metazoa, Chordata, Mammalia, Monotremata, Tachyglossidae. The transcript has 7 exons. The record is from RefSeq and is a predicted model, not a curated record. Gene Ontology annotation, molecular function: RNA polymerase II CTD heptapeptide repeat phosphatase activity.